Castor canadensis (American beaver) is the source of this 1542-nucleotide messenger RNA. NCBI's taxonomy places the organism in Eukaryota, Metazoa, Chordata, Mammalia, Rodentia, Castoridae. The record is from RefSeq and is a predicted model, not a curated record.
UUUCCGUGGCUCUGUAAUUCUACCUACCUCAUGCACCCCACCUUCGUUUGCCAACUGGGAUCACUUCAUGAGCUAACUGCGCACAGUUCCAUAGUAAAACUCCUUUAACUGGUAAAAAGUGUUUGAAGCUCUUGCAGUUGGAAUGUCCCAUGUCAAGCCUGCUGCCAUUCUCUCACGGCCAUUCUCUUUUCAGGAUGGCUGGAGCGCCUCCAAGUUACUGUUUUGUGGCCUUCCCGCCACGUGCUAAGGAUGGUCUAGUGGUAUUCGGGAAGAAUUCAGCCCGGCCCAGAGAUGAGGUGCAGGAGGUCGUGUAUUUCCCGGCGGCUGAUCAUGAACCUGAGAGCAAGGUUGAGUGCACUUACAUUUCUAUCGACCAAGUUCCAAGGACUCAUGCCAUAGUGAUAAGCAGACCUGCUUGGCUUUGGGGAGCAGAAAUGGGAGCCAACGAACAUGGAGUGUGCAUAGCCAAUGAAGCCAUCAAUGCCAGAGAACCAGCUGCUGAGACAGAAGCCUUGCUGGGGAUGGAUCUGGUCAGGCUUGGUUUAGAAAGAGGGACAACAGCUAAAGAAGCCUUAGACGUCAUUGUCUCCUUGUUGGAAGAACACGGACAAGGUGGGAAUUACUACGAAGACGCAAACUCCUGCCAUAGCUUCCAAAGUGCUUAUCUGCUUGUGGACCGUGACGAAGCCUGGGCACUGGAGACUGUAGGGAAGUACUGGGCUGCAGAGAAAAUUACAGAGGGAGUAAAGUGCAUUUGCAAUCAGCUUUCCCUCACCACUAAGAUGGAUGCAGAGCAUCCGGACCUCAGGACUUACGCUCAGAGUCAAGGCUGGUGGAUGGGAGAGGAUGAGUUCAAUUUUUCCCAAGUUUUUUCCCCAGCUGAUGAUCAUCUGGACUGCUGUGCAGGCAAAGACAGCUUAGAAAAGCAAGAAGAAAGUAUCACGGUGCAGACGAUGAUUAACAUCUUACGGGACAAAGCCAGUGGAGUCUGCAUAGACUCUGAAUCUUUCCUCACCACAGCCAGUAUAGUGUCUGUCCUGCCCCAGAAUAGAAGCUCACCGUGCAUCCACUACUUCACUGGGACCCCAGAUCCUUCAAGGUCCAUAUUCAAGCCUUUCAUCUUUGUUGACGAUGUAAAACUUGUCCCUAAAGCACAGUCUCCCUGUUUUGGGGAUGACGAUCCUGCCAAAAAGGAGCCUCGGUUCCAGGAGAAACCAGACCGCCGGCAUGAGCUGUACAAGGCCCACGAGUGGGCACGUGCCGUCAUUGAAAGUGACCAGGAGCAAGGCCGCACACUGAGAAAGACCAUGCUGGAGCUGGAGAAGCAAGGCCUGGAAGCCAUGGAAGAAAUCCUGAGCAGCCCUGACCCCCUGGACCCCGCUGAGGUGGGGGACCUUUUCUAUGACUGUGUCGACACGGAGAUUAAGUUCUUUAAGUGAAGUAUACCUCCCCUCCCUCUUCUUAUUUCCAACUUCCCACCUGACUAAAUUACCAGCAGAACAACCACUCUCCUGUUUGAGUAAAAUGAGAAAGUUACCAUGU